AUGGAGCGCGGCGAGGCGACCCCGGGCUCCCGCGGCAGCGCUUCCCCGUCCACAGCUCUCCUGCCCGAGCGGCGGCGAGCGGGGCCGGGCCGGCAGCGCCAGCUCGGAGCUCUGAUUGGCUCCGUGUCACGGGGAUGGGAGCCCGGCGCCGCCGCCGCCCGCGCUGCGCAGCCCCGCCUCGGCGGGGGGGUGAGCGCCGCGUGCGGACACCGGGCUGGGCGCGUCCCGCGGGGCCACCAACGCCUCCGCAUCGGGGGACACCACGGGCCCGGGAGCCUCGGCCAGAGCCUGACGCGUGCCUUUGAACAACGCAGAAAUGCCCCGCGCCCCGGCAGCGUACCCCGGGCAGAAUCGCUGCCCCGGAGCACCGCAGGCGCGCCCGCCUGCCCGGGUCAGCUGCCCCAGCAGCCUCCGGGAUCCUGCGCCUCGCACCCGCACCGCACCUGCCCGCCGGGCUGCACCAGAGCCAGCAGCUCCCUCUCCGUGGCACUGCCCCUGGGAACAAGAUCCCCGCGUGUCCCCCGAGGACAGCCCCAGACUGUCCCAAUGUCACCAACUGUCAUGCUCCAUGUCAAUGAUGUUUCUCCUCAAAUAAUGAUUCUUGGAUUUCCACCAUAAACUAGUUCUCUUCCAACUGAUUCUAUUUCCUUGUAAACCAAAGCACAGUCAAAAUACAGAGCAAAUUAUUAAUGGGAGAGGAACCAAAAGAGUUCAGAAGAAAAAUGUAACAGAUUCAAAAUAUUUAUUGUGGAGGAGAAAAACCAGAGCAGACACAAGGCCAAACUUUCAGAAAUACAGAACCAAGGUCCCAGAGUACCAGGAAGUCACUGAACAUGGAUUUCACAAACCGAUCUUGUAACAGCAUCUUUUAAAUCACAGAUUAAUACAAGAAAUAGAAACUGAAAUCUUGUUUAAAAAGGAAAUUCCCUUGCAACGGAAAAAUGAACCACACAAAAUUCUAUAUGAGCUUUUUAUUUGUAGGAUACAAAUUGAAGUAGGAUAGGAAAUUGAAGCAGUAUGGAAAACUGCAACAACUAACAACAAGAAAUCAGGUGUGAUGGAAAAGUGACUCACAAGGUCACGGAGAAGUUUGGAAGGAUGCAGAGAAACAUGUUUAUUCUGUGAAAAUGCUGUAACAUUAAACAUAAGCAGCUGUUUGUCCCUGGAGUCGCCCUGGGGAUCCGGGCAGCAGGCUCAGGGUGGCCAGGGACAAGCACUGCUCUGACUCACUGACAGCGACUGCUGGGCUAAGGAAACACAUUGACUUCACCAUCACUUCUGAUUUUCCUAAAUUUUAUUUAUUGACCUCUAUCAGAGAUGCUCUGGAAGACUGUCAUAUAAAUAUUCGCUUUGAGAGGAAAUGUAAAAAAAACAAACAAAACAAUCCUAACAACCUCCCCAGCCCCCACACUUAAGUCUUAUCUUAGUCUUUACUGCCUAAGACGACUCACAUCUUCCUUCAAGCCCCAGCAGGCUGCUCCAUCCAGACAAUAGCAAAUCCAGUUUGUUCACCCACACCGGCUGCAUUUCCUUUGGGAAAUACUUCAUGCAUUGACAAAAUAAACACUCUUGACUCAUCCCAGCAACACGGAGCACACACACAAGCGUCCAGACAUGCCAGGGAUCCUCAGGCUUGCAAAACAUCCCGUAUAGAAUUACAUUUUGGCAACUCCUUUUCAUUAGAAGCUCAGCUUUGGCGACUCCUUUUACUCAACAGUACAUCUGCUAGGGACUCGGUGCAAAACUCCUCCGCAACACACAUGGGAAAAAUUCUCCCUCAUUUUCCAUGUUCCCUUCCCCGAUCUUUGCCAACCUCUGAAAAUACAGAGAAAGCACGGCAACCCUGGCACUCGGCCCAGCUGAAGAGGCUGGACUGCGUGCGGGCACAGCAGGACACCGAGCGGCAGCUGCCCGGGCAGCACGGAGGCACUGCUGAUGCAGGUUAUUCUAUCCCGGCACGACCUGGGCCGCUGGCAGCAGAGGGAUCCCUUGGGGAUCCCGUUCUGUGAGGGGCCGCUGGCAGCAGAGGGAUCCCUUGGGGAUCCCGUUCCCUGGGGCCGCUGGCAGCAGAGGGAUCCCUUGGGGAUCCCGUUCCCUGGGGCCGCU
Molecule: messenger RNA, 2106 nt
Organism: Poecile atricapillus (Black-capped chickadee)
Lineage: Eukaryota; Metazoa; Chordata; Aves; Passeriformes; Paridae
Exons: 2
Coding region: 1-618 (205 amino acids)
Source: RefSeq, a predicted model, not a curated record